Molecule: messenger RNA, 1845 nt
Organism: Manacus vitellinus (golden-collared manakin)
Lineage: Eukaryota; Metazoa; Chordata; Aves; Passeriformes; Pipridae
Product: rho guanine nucleotide exchange factor 10-like protein
Exons: 14
Biological process (GO): actin cytoskeleton organization; SREBP signaling pathway; positive regulation of stress fiber assembly
Cellular component (GO): cytosol
Molecular function (GO): guanyl-nucleotide exchange factor activity
Source: RefSeq, a predicted model, not a curated record
GGAGGACACUGGGAUUUGGCUCCAAACCCAAACACACCCCCUGCCACGGAGCCAGUGGAGCUCCAGACCUCCAAAAGUUUAAAAUCAGGGUUUUUUUGGCAUUUUGUGGGGUUUUUUUUCCCUGCAGGGGACUCGGAGGAGGAGGACACGGGGUUCCUGGAGGUCACGGUCUCGGACAUGAAGCACCCACCACCGGAGCUGGGCCCCAUGCCCGAGGGGCUGAGCCCGCAGCAGGUGGUGCGGCGGCACAUCCUGGGCUCCAUCGUGCAGAGCGAGCGGAGCUACGUGGACUCCCUGAAGCGGAUCCUGCAGGAUUACAGGAACCCACUCUGGAAGAUGGAGCCGAAGGUGCUGAGCGCCAGGAAGUGCCAGGUGGUGUUUUUCCGGCUGAAGGAGAUCCUGCAGUGCCACUCCAUGUUCCAGAUCGCCCUCGCCUCCCGCGUGGCCGAGUGGGACUCGGCCGAGAAGAUUGGGGACCUCUUCGUGGCCUCGUUCUCCAAGUCCAUGGUGCUGGAUGUCUACAGUGACUACGUCAACAACUUCACCUCGGCCAUGUCCCUCAUCAAGAAGGCCUGUCUCACCAAACCCGCCUUCCUCGACUUCCUCAAGAAGAGGCAGAUGGCCAGUGCUGACCGGGUCACGCUCUACGGGCUGAUGGUGAAGCCCAUCCAGAGGUUCCCUCAGUUCAUCCUUCUCCUGCAGGACAUGCUGAAGAACACCCCCAAGGGCCACGCAGACCGUCUGUCCCUCCAACUGGCCCUCACUGAGCUGGAGACGUUGGCGGAGAAGCUCAACGAGCAGAAGCGCUUGGCCGACCAAGUGGCCGAGAUCCAACAGCUCAGCAAGAGCAUCAGCGACAGGAGCAGCCUCAACAAGCUGCUGAGCUCGGGGCAGAGGCAGCUCCUGCUCUGUGAGACGCUGACGGAGACGGUGUACGGGGACCGUGGGCAGCUCAUCAAGUCCAAGGAGAGGAAGGUUUUCCUGCUCAACGACAUGUUGGUCUGUGCCAACAUCAACUUCAAGCCGGUGGACACAGGAGGCCAACUGGAAAUCAGCAGCCUGGUGCCCCUGGGGCCCAAAUACGUGCUGAAGUGGAGCACGGCCCUCCCGCAGGUGCAGGUGGUGGAGGUGGGGCAGGAGGGCGGCGCCUACGACAAGGACAACGUGGUCAUCCACAACGCCGGCGCCCGCAGACACGCGCCCGCCGGGCAGGCCUCGCACAACAAAGUCUACCUGGGGCCACCACGGCUCUUCCAGGAGCUGCAGGACCUGCAGAAGGACCUGGCAGUGGUGGAGCAGAUCACCCUCCUCAUCAGCACCUUGCAUGGCACCUACCAGAACCUGAACAUGACAGUGGCCCAGGACUGGUGCCUGGCACUGCAGAGGAUGGUGAGGGUGAAGGAGGAGGAGAUCCACUCUGCCAACAAGUGCCGCCUGCGGCUGCUGCUGCCCGGGAAGCCGGACAAGUCCGGCCGCCCCAUCAGCGUCAUGGUCGUGUUCAUCACCCCCAGCCCCCUGAGCAAGAUCUCCUGGGUGAACCGCCUGCACCUGGCCAAGAUAGGCCUCAGGGAGGAGAACCAGCCGGGCUGGCUUUGUCCCGACGAAGACAAGAAGAGCAAAGCCCCGUUCUGGUGCCCCAUCCUCUCCUGCCACAUGCCAGCCUUCUCCUCCAAAGCCCUUGAUCUGCAGCUCGGAGCCGCAGUUCACAACCCCGUGCAGUCCUCGCUGCUGGGCUUCUCCGCCGUCAGCACGUCGCUGCCGCAGGGCUACCUCUGGGUGAGCCACCCCCCAAAACGGGGCCAAACCCCCUGGCUUUGGGGCAUCGUGUCCCCAACAGCCCCCCCC